Meleagris gallopavo (turkey) is the source of this 5839-nucleotide messenger RNA. The record is from RefSeq and is a predicted model, not a curated record. NCBI's taxonomy places the organism in Eukaryota, Metazoa, Chordata, Aves, Galliformes, Phasianidae.
UUACACAGAAUCAGGCAUCUGUGGGAUUUGCUAGUAAAGUACCCUCUGUCUUGCCUGUGAUCUUGCAUGUAAGUUCUGUGCAUGCACAGUUAGCUUGAUGAGUCUUGAAGGUCUUCUGUAAUCAUUCAACUUAAAGGAUGGAGAAGGUGUGCUUAAGCUAGAAGAAUGGACUUGCAUUAAAGCAGAUGAGUGUUACUGCUACCUCAGCUGAGGGGAAGUUUCCAUCAGCAGAAGAUACAGAGAAGAGGCAACCUGACGUCUUUCAUGCUUUGAAAUUGGGCAACUUUCAGCUGGUUAAGGAGAUAGUUGAUGAAGACUCAAGUCAAGUCAAUGUUACCAAUGUUGAUGGCGCAUCUCCAUUAAUGAUUGCAGCUGUAGCGGGACAGCUGCCCCUUGUCCAGCUCCUUGUUGAGAAAAAUGCUGAUGUUGACAAACAGGAUAAUGUUCAUGGUUGGACAGCACUAAUGCAGGCCACAUACCAUGGAAACAAAGAAGUUGUAAAGUAUUUGUUAAACCAAGGAGCUGAUGUCAAUCUUCGAGCCAAAAAUGGAUACACUGCUUUUGACUUGAUAAUGCUGCUGAAUGACCCAGACACAGAACUUGUACGGUUACUCGCAUCAGCAUGCAUGCAAGUAGACAAAGACAAGAAUAAAAUGAACAGCAGAUCAUCUUUGCCUUCUUCCAGAAGUAGGCAAUCCUUAAAUGUCCCAAUGCUGCCAGAUGACAAAGGAGGUCUAAAGUCUUGGUGGAGCAGGAUGUCCAAUCGGUUCCGCAAGCUGAAGCUGACUCAGACAUUGCGCCAUGGAUUUUCUUCCAAUCAGUUUGGGCCUUUUCCUGAUGAACCUGAAUCUUCAUUAAAUUCCACCAUGAAAGCAGUUCCACAGAGUGACACAAACUCCUCUGGAACUUCUGAUGCUCCCAUGGCCUGGGUCACAAAUAACACAGGUGUAAACACUGCAAAAGGAGGGAAGGAUGAUGAAUUAUUGACGACCAUGUUGAGAAGUAGUGCUCCAUUUACCAGGCUGCCUAAUGAUAAAUUGAAAGCAGUGAUCCCCCCUUUCUUACCACCCUCCAGUUUUGAACUUUGGAAUUCUGAUCGAACGCGAAUCAGCAAAGAUGGCAAAGCUGAACAGAUGAGAACUGCCUGGCCACAGAGAGCAAUCAAGCACGAUUUUAACAGUAGCGGGAACUCAGAUGUAACAUCUGUUAGCAAAGGUACGAGACCAGUCAAAUUACCAGCAUUUGCAAGAAGACCUGCAUCUCCUUCAAAUUCUACCAAUUUCAACCAUUCUCCUCAUUCUUCUGGUGGAUCCAAUAACAUUGCAGGAAUUAAUAGGCAUGGAGGAGAACUGCAUAACAGAUCAGGUGGCAGUGCAGACAAUGUUUUAUCACAGAUUGCAGCCCAAAGAAGAAAAGCAGCAGGCUUACCUGAACAGAAGCCCAGCCAACACAAUAGUCCAGUCCAGGCAACUCCUUCAUCCACCCUGUCUGAUAUGCAAUGUGCUCAAACAGUUGGUAAUGGACACGUAGUAAAGCAAAAAACAGAGAUGACCAAAAGGCCUCCAUCUGGAACUUCAUCUACAUCUAAAAGCACAUCACCAACUCUCACACCUUCCCCAUCACCCUCUCCGUCUCCUAAAGUUCACAACAUGGAGUCCUCUCUCUCCUCUUCUCACAGACAGGCCAAGAGCAACGGUUCCAGCAGUGGUACUAUUACAGAAGAUGGUAAUCACUUGGUGGACCAUCAACAGCUUUUUCCUAUUCUGAGAACCAGUGACAUAGAGAAUCAUGAAAGAAGAAACCACAUGAGAGCAAAAGGAGGUGGUGACAACUUGGAGAAAGAUGAGCUGACUGGCAUCCUUAAAAAAUUGUCCCUUGAGAAAUAUCAGCCUAUUUUUGAGGAACAAGAGGUGGAUAUGGAAGCCUUCCUUACUCUUACUGAUGGUGACCUGAAAGAGCUGGGUAUUAAAACUGAUGGUUCAAGGCAGCAAAUUCUGGCAGCUAUUUCUGAACUGAAUGCAGGAAAGGGACGAGAGAGACAGAUUUUACAAGAAACUAUACACAACUUCCACUCUUCCUUUGAGAGUAGUGUUAGUAACACACGGCCUCCUGGUCAUUCCCAGAGUAAGUACUACCUGACAUUAACUGAAUGGUGUAUCAUUAUUUCUAAUUAAUGUUAGUUAUAGGACAGAAUGUGGAAAACAAACUAGUUAACCAUUUUCUUUGUUUGAUGCAUAUCUGUGUCUUUCACUAAGAUUGUAGAGAAAUAAAAAAGAAGAGAUAUUUAUAAGAUCUGUGCAAACACUUCAAUAGUAUUUGAAAGGGGUGUAAGAUUUUUGUUUAGCAUUUAUUAUUAUUGAACACAGAAAAUGGAUAUAAGUAUAGCAAAAUGAAGUAUAUGAUGAACAGCAGCAGUGAGAGGUGAGUUUCUGUAUGAUAUAGGGUAUUUGGUUCUUUUUUUCAUAAUGUUUAUAUGAGACAAUUUCCUUUAGUGUAAUCAAGUAGAUCCAACGUAUUUGAGGUUUGCAAUUUAGUGUACUGGCUUGAACAGCUACUUUGAUUAUGUAUUUAUGUAUGCAUGCAUUUAUUUUGUAUAGGUAAUAUUUUUAUAUGACUGCCUGUAGGUGCCUUGUUUAGUAUACCUCCAUUCCAACUACCAGUGUUAAUUGCUAACCAUUGCAGUGGCUAGCAAAACUAAAACUGCAUUUUAAAUUUUAGAUCUAUAAUCAAAAUGCAUGGAAAGGUGUUCUGACCUACAUCAGUUAAAUACAUUCAGCACAGUACACUUAGAUGUUAAAGCUUUAAAUUUCUGCCCUGCUAACAGUCUGAGCCAAAGACAAAUACAAAUCUGUUAAUCGAGGUCAAGGAAUAGGACGAAACUUAUUCCUAUUUGUAUUUCUGGACCUAUGUUUUAGCAGGAACAUAAGGAUCAUAGAAUCAUAGAAUCACAAGGUUGGAAACGACCUAUAAGAUCAUCUAGUCUACUCGUCUUCUCAUUACCACUGCUACCACAAGCUACUAAAAAGAUAUUGAUGGCCUUAAGAUAUUAAAAAGAUAUUGAAUGGCCUUAAGAAAUUUACCCUCUUAAGUACCUUUACUUUCCUUCAGUUGCUUGUUUUUCACCUUGCAUCCACUCACAAAAUUACUACACUUUUUUUGUGGUUAUGCUAAAUAUUUGAGGUGUUGUGUUCUUUAGCAGGCCUAUGUAAUGAAUAAGUCCCAGUUGUUCCAAUCUUAAUCAGCUGAAUAUCAUUAAAUAUGUGAAAAAAAGUUAAAACUGUAGUUACACUGCUGUCUUUGUGAAAACUGGUCAUUGCUAAGGUAGUUAGCCAAUGUGAGCAACUUCCUGGAUUCCAUAUAGUUUGCAUGACUGAAAGCUGUCAGGUAUCAAUGAAUGCAUUGUGCAGCUUACUUCCCAUUCUCAGAGUAGUCAGCGUGUGUGGGAACUUCUGGAUAUCUCUUGAUAACAUUUCAGACUUGAAGAGCCUCUUCUGUAGGUAUUACUAGGUGAGCAGAAGCCAAUACUUGGAAUUUGAUAAAAUGAUGCAUUGAACUGGAAUUACUCAAGAACUGAAGAAACAUACAGAUGUAAAUUGUCUUCAAGCAACUUGCUGAUGUCUUGAAGACAGCAGAAAUCAGUAAUUGUGGCACAGAGCUGAGAAGAAUGUUGUUUUGUAAGAAUGAGGCAACAGUUGCUUCUGCUCAUUGGAGAUCUUGCUUUUGGAUUAUUGUGUGUGAGAGCUCCAUGAAGUAGAUUUGGUUAAGAUACAGCAACAGAAGCAAUAGCAGAGGAAGUGAACAUGUAGGUAAAAGAAGUUUCCAUACCAGGUAAGCUGCUUUUUAUUUUAAAAAGUAGCAGUGGGACCUUUUCAUAGUCUCUGGAACUUAAAGUAAUUUCUAAGAAGGUGUAAUAUUUUAAAACAUAAAUCUGUUCUGAGUGAGAUCCAAAAUUCACAGCUGUACAGCUGUAUCAUCUGGUCUCAUCUGACAUUUGUGUAAAGAGCUACUUUCUUUCACAUCUUUCAUUUGUUGUGAAUUUACCAUUCCCCUUGUCCAUUUUUGAUUAUCCUACUGGAUCAGAAGUUACAGCAGAUGAUUUGUUCCUUCUUCACUGCCUCCAUCUCACAGGUGAUUUUAUAGAUAUCUGUGAUAUUCUUCCUUAGCUGUGUUUCUUUUUCCAGAUGGAAGCCUUGGAGGCUUCUUAAACAUUCCCUAUACCAUAGUUUUUCUGUCUUCAUUUCUUUUUCCCACUAUAUCCUUUUAGACUUGAAGAUACCAGCCUGACGUAAAAUACUCAAGAUGUAGGCAUAUUGUUGACUUAAACUUGAUGCAGUAAUUGCUUUUGAAGUACCUUACCUUUUCAGUUCUCUUACCUUUUACUAGUUGCUUCGAGUACUUUGCUUUUUUAAGUACAGUGGAAGACUGAAUUGGUACUCGUUGGAACUGUAUGUUACAGCCCAGAUCAUCUACUGAGAGUGAGCUGAGAGCUUAGCAUUUUAUAUUAACCAUUCAUACAUUUUUUUUUUUUUUUCCUGUAUGCCUAAUUUCAUAUUAGCUCAUUUUUAUCUUCAUCUGAUUUUGUCUGCCUUAAUACUGUCAGGUCACUAAAGUCUCAAAAAGUCCUUUAUCCACUUCACUGUUUGCCUUUGUUUUUGUUUAUGUGGGUAACUUAGGAAAAUUUGUCGUUUGACUCUAUAUGCCCUUUCCCAUUCAUAUGGGAAUGUCCGUAUAGUCCUCUGUGAAAUGCUACUAGUGAAUCUCUCCACUGUGGAAAGUCACUGUUUACUCUGACCUUCUGUCUUCUGCCUUCUUAUCUAUUCUUUAUCCACACAAGAAAUGUUUUUACUCUCUGGAUUUCUUGUCUUAAGAGCCAGCCUUGGAACUUGCCAAAUACCUUUUAAAAAUUCAGGCAUCAAGUGGAUCUCUUCUGUGUAUAAUAUUGUUGGCACCUUCAAGAAAUUCCAGUAGGCUGAUGAGACAAGAUAUUCAAUUCCCUUUCUUAAUUCUUUUCCACAACAUUUCAGAGGUUCAUUAUUUCAAUUUUUUGCUCAUGCUUACUUUCCUCCUACUAUUUGCCCUCUCUGUCUGCCUGUCUCUGCCAGGGUCUGUGUUUCCCUGGAUCUCCACUGGAAUCCUUGAAAAGAUGAGCAUCAUUUUUUAUCAGUUCUGUAACCUGGCAAUAUAAACAAGAAUCUGCUCUCUGUUCUCAGAAGUUGAGCUGCUUAAUCACUGACUUCCUCUAGAACUUGUGGCUUAGCAGUUUGUUACUUGCUUUGUGUAUUUCUUUCAUAAUCUUUUUUUAGCAGUACUUCAAGUUAAGAGACCUUGGAAUCCCACAUAAGGAAGGCUUCUUUAUGUGAAAUGGGAACUUUCACAAGCUUCUCCAUAGUAAAUACACUUAGUUUUUGCUGUUAACUUAAUUCUGAAGCUCUUAUUGCCAUCUAAUAGUUGGAUGGCAUCAUUGCAUCUGAAACAGGUUACUUCUCUGAAAUGUUUGAAAAAUAUAUGAAAUAUUUAUGCUUUUUGCUUGGUCUAAUGCCACUGCUUUCUCUAGAGAUCUUUCUGGACACAUCGAGCAGUAUGAGAAGAAAAGCUGCUUGAUGAUUCUCCCUUUCGUGAUGUUGCUCAUGUGGUAAUAGUAGUAUCCGACUCUUUCAACUGUGUCAGUGUCACUGUUUCAUACCUAUCACUGUGACCUCAGUAUUUUGAGUAAUUUUAAAAGCUUAGUACCUAAAAUGGAGUGGCUGCAAGUGUAGCUCUGCUUUUAUGAAGUUGCUAGCCUUUAGGGAUGUAAAGAAGAUAAUGCAUUGCAAUCCCAACACAUCCAUAAGGCUCAGGA